Messenger RNA from Oncorhynchus kisutch (coho salmon), 5994 nucleotides. RefSeq names its product protein piccolo-like. Gene Ontology annotation, biological process: presynaptic active zone assembly; protein localization to synapse. The coding region runs from base 11 to 1936 and encodes 641 amino acids. Gene Ontology annotation, molecular function: structural constituent of presynaptic active zone; protein binding. Gene Ontology annotation, cellular component: GABA-ergic synapse; membrane; axon. The transcript is spliced from 14 exons. The record is from RefSeq and is a predicted model, not a curated record. Lineage: Eukaryota; Metazoa; Chordata; Actinopteri; Salmoniformes; Salmonidae.
GUGUGCGUGCAUGCGUGUGUGUGUGAAUAUAGGAAUGCAGGUGCUGGAGUGGAACGAGCUUCCUCUGACGGGGAAGACCUACGAGGAAGUGCAGGGGCUUGUGGUACAGCAGUGUGGCGAGGCAGAACUCUGCGUGAGACUAGAUCUGAACAUGCUGGCUGACUCAGAGGGCUCUCAGCACCUUGAUCUCCCAGACCAUAGCAAACCAGGUGACAGACCCCCCAGGUCUCCGGGGGUGGAUCCGAAACAACUGGCUGCAGAGCUACAGAAGGUGUCCCUGCAGCAGGCUCCUCCACCUACCACCGCCACGUCCUCCUCCUCCACGGUGGGGGGAGAGAAAGGACCCCACUCAGCCAUCUCAGGCGCCGCCUCGGCCACUUCUAGCGCCAUCCAGAGUCCGGGACAGCCGGGGUCGCCCUCCGUCAGCAAGAAACGCCACAGCAGCAAGUCUGCGGAACCAGUGAAGACACAAUCCCACCCUGUUACUGGAGAGAUACAGCUUCAAAUCAACUAUGACAAGCAGCUGGGGAACCUGAUUGUUCACGUGCUCCAAGCCAGGAACCUGGCCCCCCGAGACAACAACGGCUACUCCGACCCCUUCGUCAAAGUCUACCUCCUCCCGGGGAGGGGUGCUGAGAAUAAGAGGAGAUCAAAACAAGCUGGCCAGAGUCUGAACCCAGAGUGGAACCAGACUGUUAUCUAUAAGAACAUCCACCUGGAACAGCUGAGGAAGAAGCUGCUGGAGGUGAGCGUGUGGGACUACGACAAGUGCUCCUCCAACGACUUUUUGGGAGAGGUGUUGAUGGACCUGUCCAACACAGCUAACAUGGAUAACAUCCCACGCUGGCUCCCUCUGAAGGAACAGAGUGAGGGAGAGCACCACCGGCGCUCCCUUUCAGCACAGGGGCGCCAGCACUCCCCCAAGCCCCCCUCACAGCACGCCUCCCCCAAAACCCCUGCCCACGGUAACCAGGACUCCCCCAAGCCCCCCUCGCAGCACGCCUCCCCCAAAACACCCGCCCACGGGAACCAGGACCCGCCCAAGUCGUCGGUCAUCAAGAGCCGGAGCCAUGGGAUCUUCCCUGAUCCAGCCAAGGACACGCAGGUGCCCACUAUUGAGAAAUCUCACAGUAGCCCCGGCACAUCGAAGCCUUCCCCGUCCGAGGGCCACAGCCAACAUACGCCACGCGCGGCUCCACGUGCGGCGCCUCGCAAAAGUGCAAGGCAACACCAGCAGGAUGGCACCGGCGGUGUCGCUGUAGCAACGGGUGAAGCUCCGGCUCCGCAGCAACAGCACCGCCUCCAACCAACACGGCCCGGCAGGUCCGGCGACGCCCCGGUAACAGCCGCCUCAUUGGACAGCGGUCUGAGUGGCAGUGCUCACAGCCUAUUGGAGGAUGAGGGUGGGACUAAUGCCGUGGACAGUGCCAUCUUCCAGGUCCCUCGGUUUGGGAAGAUUCCAAAUGGCACUGACGUGAUGAUGUCACCAAUGGGCCAUAUGGACUCUGAGGGUAAGACCCAGGUAAUGGGAGAGAUCAAGAUAGCUCUGAGGAAGGAGCUGAAGACAGAGGGAGACCAGCUGGUGUUGGAGAUUCUCCAGUGCAGAAACAUCACCUACAAGUUCAAGUCUCCAGACCACCUGCCAGACCUCUAUGUGAAGCUGUAUGUGGUGAACAUUGCAACCCAGAAGAGGAUCAUCAAGAAGAAGACCCGGGUAUGUCGUCACGACCGCGAGCCCUCCUUCAACGAGACCUUCAGAUUCUGCAUGAACCCCACCGGCCACUCUCUGCAGCUCUUCCUGGUGUCCAAUGGGGGGAAGUUCAUUAAGAAGACCCUGAUCGGAGAGGCCUACAUCUGGCUGGAUAAGGUGGACGUGCGGAAGCGAGUGGUCAGCUGGCACAAACUGCUGGCUAGCUCUGCUCAGAUCCACUCCUAAAGAACCUACUGUUAACCUUGUCUAUUCUAUAGGCUCUUAACUCGCAGAGAGAAAGACGAGGAUGGCUAGGGCGCUCGAGUUUACUGUCUCCAUCACUGAUCCACUCUUUAUGGACCUACUGGACAUACUCACAGGUCCACCAUUGGGGUCGGGCGAGGACCGUUAGGGUGUGGGAGUUAGACAUCUCUUACGUAUCCUGUGGAUCUUGAGUUUUGGUGUCAAGGGUCAGGGGUCAGCAUUUGAAUUGCUUGAGCUGUGACUGGGGAUUGGCUAGUGGGGAGGAAGUAGGUAUGUGUUUACAGGAAAUUAACUUGUGUUUACAGGAAGUAGUGUAGCCAGGGCAGGGAGGAGGACAUUGAGGCAACAAAGCAAGAACAGAAUCAACCAGGUAUUACACACACACUCACACACACAGUCAAACACACCACAAAGAAAGAUGAUCGUAAGAGACUGACACAUAAAUACAGGGGAUGGACAUGUUUAGAGUCUCUCAUUGCUUUAUUUGACUGGAGAUGUUUUUAUUUAUGAAUGAAAUUAUAACGACCUGUGGAUUCCCCUCAUGGCUUUGUAUAUUGUUAGAAGAAUUUCAUUAAUUUAUGAAGCAUUUUGGGAAUUAAAUGUUGAAGAUUUAUUAUAUGGAGAUUGCACCUCUUAUUUUUGUAUUAUAAUUAUGAUUAUUAGAGUUUUAUUGAUUAUUCUCCUCAAUUGUUUAAGAACUGAAUGAUGAAUGAAGAAUUUUUUAUCCAGGGACACACAGUAUAUUUUGUGACAUACUCUCACUUUAAUUCUAAUUCUCGAUUUGAAAUGACUCCCUCAUCUGGCACAAGGUACAAAGACCUUGGCAAGCAUGUUUUUACAUUUUGGGACAACAAUAUUUCCCCUUCUGUUCUUUCUCUAGAUGUAAAUUUAGAUGCUGAUAUAUCAGAUAUAUUAUAUAAACAUUGUUCUAAGCAUAAUUGGUGUGGUUUUAACAGACUGGGUAGUCUUGUGCACAGGGUCAUGUUUAUUAGGCACCAAAUGGAAGAAAACAGACUGAAACAAGGAGGGACUACCUGGUGUUGUCCAGGAAGAAAUGCUCAUUUUAGUUUUCAGUUGCAAAAUGUUUUCUGUUGGUUGACCUAAUGAACGUGACAGUGAAAAGUUGCAUUGUUGCCUUUGAGGUUGACUUUGUAUAUAGUUGAGUACACUGUCGUUGUGAGAGAUAAAUAGAUAUAUUCUUAUCACAGACAAUCCGUUGUGGAUGAUUGUGGCUUAACGUAUUAUUUUUGGAAUGUGAAAUAACAGGUUUUAGCUGUGAUUCAAGCCUGGUUUUCCUCCUAGUAAGAUACACAGUGAACUGAUAUGUGUAAGACUAGCAUAGUUCUGACUUCUCUUUACAUUCACACAUUUGAAUUAUCUCUUCACAUGCCCACUUUCAUGUUUUACUUAGCACUUUGUCAAGUUAUCGAAUGUAUAGAUGAAUAUACAGUAUGUCCCCACUCGUAGAGAAAUAUAAUAUAUAUAAGUAUGUCAAAUGAAUAUAUUAAAUAAAUAAUGAUAAUGAUAGUAAUAUAAUAUAGUUGACCAUACUUGAUUACCCUCUUGGCCUGUGUAUAGUAAAGUGUGUCCCAUGGUUCAUAUAUCAGGGUCCCCUCCAAACAGUUGUCUAUCUAUACAUUGGAUGGGUGGGUGUGGUGGGGGAGUAGGUGGAUGCGGCAUGCUUUGGACGGUUUCUGUUGGUGUGUCUAUCUCCAUCACAUGUCUAGGUACAAACUAUCCUAUUGGGCUCUCUGUUUCUCUAUGGGAAGAGGUUGGUAGCUGGGGCUAUUGUUUGAACAUGAGUUCAAUCGAAGUUGCUUUGAUUAAGAAAUGCUACAAUACUCCUGGGUGGCGCAGUGGUCUAAGGCACUGCAUCGCAAUCCUAGCUGUGCCACCAGAGACUCUGGGUUCGAGCCCAGGCUCUGUCGCAGCCGGCUGCGACCGGGAGGCCCAUGGGGCGGCACACAAUUGGCCUAGUGUCGUCUGGGUUAGGGAGGGUUUGGCCAGCAGGGAUAUCCUUGUCUCAUCAUGCACUAGCGACUCCUGUGGUGGGCCGGGUGUAGUGCAGUGUAGUCGCUAAGUGUAUGGUGUUUCCUCCGACACAUUGGUGUGGCUGGCUUCCCGGGUUGAAUGAGCACUGUGUUAAGAAUCAGUGCGGCUUGGUUGGGUUGUGUUUCAGAGGACGCAUGGCUCUCGACCUUCGCCUCUCCCGAGUCCGUACGGGAGUUGCAGCGAUGAGACAAGACAGUAACUACUAACAACUGGAUACCACGAAAAUUGGGGACCAAAAGGGGGUAAAAAAAGAAGAAAUGAUUACGUUUUGGUAUGUUUGUCAUAGUCCUGGUGACACAUUUAUUUUUGCUGGUGUGCAUCUGCUAUUUGCUAUGGGUUGGUGUGCAUCUCUAAGCUACGGACCUGUGAGAUUUGAAGGUGUGUAACGUGGCUUUCAGUUGAAAGGACACACUCAGAGUGAUGUCCUGCCUAGGGUCAAGGUGUGUGAGGGCUGGUUGGUUUAAUGGUGACCUUUUGACCUUUGAUCUUUGCCAAACAUUGACCAAACACCACAGGUUCUCUCCAGCUGAUUCUAUGCAACAUAGACUUCGUGUUGUGACUGUGUCUGAAUUAUCAAUCUAGAUUCUACAGUCUGAAUUAGCGAUGCAUUUUAGGGGACAAUGGGUUAUUCUGUUUGUGUAUUGUUCACAUGUAUAGUUUUUUUACUGCCUUCAAGUUUGGGAAUGAAUAAGAACAUAUAGCUCUUUGAUUUUUAUAAGUAUGCUUUCACAUACCGUUAAAUGCAACUUUAUUUAUUGCACAUAAGCUGUUGUUUUCAUAUGUUUUUUACAUCAUCAAAUGUUAGAUGGAAGUUACAUAGCUAAUUGGAAAGUUUUUUUUUUUUUCUUCAGCAAAAUGAUCCAGGGCUUAUAUUUCAACCCAGAAACUCAGUCUUCAGCCCAAUGUCCCAGCACACACACACACACACACACACACACACACACACACACACACACACACACACACACACACACACACACACACACACACACACACACACACAGUAGUGACUCUUCACAUAGACUAGAAUCUAAGGAGACACUUUCUUAACACCAGAGCCACGUUCCCAACAGAUUCUAGCUUUCCACUGAGUUUUUAUGCACCCCCACUUUUGAAUAGUUUUAUUUUUCCAGUAUAUAUGUAAUUUGAAAAAUGACCAAAAAAUGUUUAACAAUGUAAUGACUUGAUGUUCUAUCUAAAUGGUUACCCACCUGAAAUUGAUAUUUUUUGAUACCAGCGUGCGUGAGUAGUUUCUUCAUAACACACCCAUGCAUGGCCAAGUCCUCCUGAAAGUGACCUCCCUUUCCUAUGUGUGUUAUCUAGCUAAGAUCUACACACACACACACACACACACACACACGGAAAUGCCAUCUCUUUAUAUCCUACCUUGUAAAUACAUAUCUUUUUUUUCUACAAGAGGAAACGGAAAGAUUUCCUUGAUAUCUGACAUUAACGCAUAUGAUCACGGGAUGAGAACACAAGCAGUAUGUUACUCUCUUCACAUGGCAGAAUACCUACAGGAGUUAGAUGGAGUAAAGACCUUAUAAACCUUGCCCUUACACCGGACACAACAGAGUUUUACCAGAGUAUACAAACACAGACAAACCUUAUUUUAUCAACUCGAGUAGUUGCAGGAGAAUUUAAAUGUGCUCACAACAAUGGAUGUUGCAUGUUUAGUUGGUGGUUCGUUCAUACUAUUUUUGUGUCCAGAAAUUCUAUUUAAAAAGAAAGAUAGAUAGAGAGAUCAAACGUUACGAGGGGAACGAAAUUCUGAAGAAUAAUUCUCAGAUUAUUUAAAGAUGUAUGCUGACUGUACAAAGAUUAUGCUUGUAAAAUCCGUCUGGUUUUCCACUUCUAUGUAAACAGAAAAAUCUAAUGUCAUGGUUUUGUGAUUGUACACAGGAGGUAUUGAUAAAUUAUGCAAAUUGUGCUGUAAAAACAACGGCUGUUGCCCCAAGUCUAAAUAUUAAAUAUCUGUACAAAGAAAA